Molecule: messenger RNA, 1594 nt
Organism: Carassius gibelio (silver crucian carp)
Lineage: Eukaryota; Metazoa; Chordata; Actinopteri; Cypriniformes; Cyprinidae
Gene: cb13h10orf53
Product: chromosome B13 C10orf53 homolog
Exons: 3
Coding region: 55-333 (92 amino acids)
Source: RefSeq, a predicted model, not a curated record
ACGCAGUAUGACUACAGCCUAGCCUUUGGGUGGGUUAUACAUAGAUUUAUAAAUAUGCCUAUAAAUUCAGUGGUAACAGUCAGGUAUGGUCCAUAUGAGUCGUGUGGUAUUGUCGAGCACAGAACAUUUCGCCUGGAAGGUUUACAAGCGGUCCUAAAAGACAACGGCCACCAGUGUGUCCUCGAGAAAACAGAUGACUGGAAUAAAGUAGAGCUAAUUGUGAAUGGAGAGUGCGUCUACACGUGCAACAUUACUGACCUCGAGUUUGGGGGUGAUGGACGACUUGAUCCGCGGUGCCAAGAGGCCAUUGACGCGGUGAGAGACGCGUACUGAACGCCAUGUCUAUGACCGUGUGCUCAAUGGAACACUAGCAUACUACGUAAAGAAUACUACGCGGUAUAACCUCUACUAUUUUAUUUUGGGGGGAAAGUGGCUAUUAGUGGAAAAACUUUAGGCCUACACUAUUCUUAAAGUAUAAGUGAACCAGGUGGCGUUAUUCCAUUCUAAAUGGUAAACAAAUAGAAAAAAAAAAAUUGUUGUUGUUGUUUGAUUACAAUGUAUGCUGAACUCAGGAGAGUCUAGCUAACAUGCUGGAAAAUGCUGAAUAUUUUUAAUUUUGUGUAAAAUGUCUUACAGAUUUUCAGAUAAUUAGUCAGGAAAUCAGAUACUGUAGCCCUAUACUACCAGUUUAUUCAUCACACUGGGAAUGGAAGGUCGAGGAGAGUGGGAUUUGUGGGAUACAGAAGUCCAGUAAAUAAGUGUGCUGUUAUACACUGCUCAUUUCAGCAAAUUCAGUAAGUCAAAUUGUGCAUAAUGCAGCAAUUAAAAGAGUUGUAAGGUACAGCAUAGUAUUCUUAACUUACCCAAGGUCUUAAAAUCUAGUGUUGGCAUACUACCUAGACAGCGUUUUCUGGUGUGCUUUUAAGUCCACUAAUGUUGUCUUGCUGUAUAGGAAGGCAGCACACUGUCUGUAGAGAAACCUCUUAUGUAUGUACACAGGUAUAUGAAAAAUGAUAUAACAAAGCAAACAUCAAUCGUUUGUCAGUGACACAAGUUUAUUACAUUAUUGCUGAGAAACGUCUAUCAUUUAUCACAAUCUAUAACAGUGAACUAUAUUUAUGAUCACUUUUUUUUCUCCAUGAGCAAUGCCUGGUCUCUGUACUAUUCUACAACCAAAUCUGAUAUUUUAUUUUACCCUUUUUAAGCAUUUACAUUAAAUUCACUAUAGCAAUUGCCAAAUCAUAUGAAUAACCAAAAGCACAGAUUAUAGUUGCUAGUUAUAGCUGUUUAGUCCAGCUUGAGUGACAAUUAAUGGUUUAAUUAUGUAGAGUAUAAGCAGCCACAGAAUGAUCAUUACAGAUGACCAUUUACUGUAUGUAAGCUUUAAUGUUGCUAAAAUCCACUAUAAAUCCAGUUUGCUGACAGAAAGAUUACACAGAAAGAUAUUGCAUCAGAUACUUGUGCUUAUCAGAUUGGUGGUUAAAGUAAUUGUUUAGUAAUUUCUUUUUAUUUCUUUCCCAGUGUGUAUAGCAUUUCAAAGUUGUCACAGACAUGUUGAUGCUUUAAAUGUAAUGAUUCCCACAAGUCCUAAAAG